Molecule: messenger RNA, 2088 nt
Organism: Vicia villosa (hairy vetch)
Lineage: Eukaryota; Viridiplantae; Streptophyta; Magnoliopsida; Fabales; Fabaceae
Product: ankyrin repeat-containing protein At2g01680-like
Exons: 3
Coding region: 185-1789 (534 amino acids)
Cellular component (GO): plasma membrane
Molecular function (GO): protein phosphatase regulator activity; protein phosphatase 1 binding
Source: RefSeq, a predicted model, not a curated record
CACCUUCACUACCACAUGGAUUUUCUGUGCAACAAAGCAAACGACAAAUUAAAUAUCAAAAUAAUGCAACGCUUCUACAAUUGAAAAAACCAACUUUUUUUGUCCUAAACAUCAUCACUUCUUCCACUUAGAUUCUCCCAAACAAAGAAAAACUCUUCAACUUCUGUUUGUUCAAUUGCAUGUCAUGGAUUCAAAGUCACUGUGCUUCAUAACCCAUCAAGAAAUUUUCAAUGUGGUUCGAUCUGGGGACCGUGAAGGACUCAAAGAGCUUCUGAAACAUGUUAGUAAAGGUGAAUCCUCAAGUGGGUCAGUGUCAUCAUCGUCAAUUUCUGAGUUCAUGUUCAUGCAGAAUGAUGCUGGAGAGACGUUGUUGUAUAUAGCUGCGGAUUGUGGUGUUAAGGAGAUUUUCAGCUUCUUGUUGAGUUUUUGUGAUUUGGAGAUUCUCAAAAUCAGGUCUAAAUCUGAUAUGAAUGUGUUUCAUAUUGCAGCAAAGCGUGGCCAUUUGGAAAUUGUGAGGGAGAUUUUGAGGAUUUGGCCUGAGGCUUGUAAUUUAUGCGACUCGUCGAACACUAGUCCACUUUAUUUUGCUGCUGUUCAAGACCGUUUGGAUGUGGUGAAUGCUAUUUUGGAUGUUGAUGUUAGUUCAAUGAUGAUAGUAAGGAAAAAUGGAAAGACUGCAUUGCACAAUGCUGCUAGGUAUGGAAUUCUUCGCGUUGUAAAAGCACUUAUUGCGAGGGAUUCGGCGAUUGUUUGCAUUAAAGAUAGGAAGGGCCAAACAGCACUGCAUAUGGCUGUUAAAGGACAGUGUGCCUCAGUAGUUGAGGAGAUUUUACAAGCCGACCCGAUUGUAUUGAACGAACGAGAUAAGAAGGGGAAUACUGCUCUUCACAUGGCUACUCGGAAAGCUCGUUCGCAGAUAGUGAGCUUUCUGUUAAGCUAUACAUCUAUGAAUGUCAAUGCCAUCAAUAAUCAACUAGAAACAGCGUUGGAUUUAGCAGAUAAACUUCCGUACGGAGACACGUCUUUGGAAAUCAAGGAAGCACUUUCGGAAUGCGGUGCCAAGAAUGCAAGACAUAUAGGCAAAUUGAAUGAAGCCAUAGAACUUAAAAGAGCAGUGAGUGACAUAAAACACGAGGUGCAGUCACAGCUCAUACAGAACGAAAAGACUCGCAGACGGGUUUCAACUAUAGCUAAGGAAUUGAGAAAAAUCCAUAGAGAAGCAAUUCAAAACACCAUAAAUUCUGUCACAGUAGUCGCUGUCCUUUUUGCAUCUAUAGCAUUCAUGGCUUUGUUCACAUUGCCAGGUCAAUAUAAAAUGAUACAACCCGAGGCAGGGAAGGCGAACAUAUCGCACGAAGUUGCGUUCAGUGUCUUCUGUCUUUUGAACGCAACGUCUCUUUUCAUUUCUCUUGCAGUUGUUGUUGUUCAAAUCACUUUGGUAGCUUGGGACACAAGAGCUCAAACGCAGAUCGUGUCAGUGAUUAACAAGCUUAUGUGGAUGGCUUGUACGUGCACUUGUGGAGCUUUUCUUGCAAUAGCUUUUAUUGUUGUUGGAAAGGAAACAUGGAUGGCUAUUACAGUAACUGUUUUGGGAACCCUAAUUCUAGUUGGGACUCUUGCAUACUUGUGCUACUUUGUGUUUCGGCGACAUUUUGGAUUCCAAAGGGAAUCACAGAGAGGGAUAGUUAAGAGACCAAGCGGAAGCAAAUCGCGGUCAUGGUCUUACUCGGCACAUAUAUCAGAUGAGGAGGAAUAUAAUUCUGAUGUUGAGAAGAUCUAUGCUCUAUGAGAGGAGUGAGUGUGUUACCGUGAACAUUGAUAUUGUUUCGAGUUUUUAAACUUCAACGGAUAUUCGGCCGAUAUAGAGAUAAAGUGAAACUGUGAAAAUAUGUGCUCAUGUUAUGCAAAAUUUCAACAUGAGUUAUUCACAAGAAUUUAGCUGCAUAAUUUGCAGCUAGCAAAUAGGCUUUACUGAGAAAAUUGUUGGAUUUCAUAUUAUGGUCUGAUGUGGAUAUGUGUAUAUAAUAAAUAAACAAAUAACAUUAUUUCUAACCAAGUUGACUUCAGUCAGAAAGACAACCGUGCAAC